Messenger RNA from Vigna radiata var. radiata (mung bean), 738 nucleotides. RefSeq names its product glycine-rich cell wall structural protein. Lineage: Eukaryota; Viridiplantae; Streptophyta; Magnoliopsida; Fabales; Fabaceae. The transcript has a single exon. The coding region runs from base 77 to 568 and encodes 163 amino acids. The record is from RefSeq and is a predicted model, not a curated record.
UACUUCCUUCACUUGUAGUCCUCACCAAAAAUAGCCAUCUUGUUUGCAAGAGAUUGCUUCGUUUGGCCAGUGCAAGAUGGUUUCAAGGGUUCUUCUUUUUGCGCUUCUUGGUGUGCUUGUUUGCACCAUUGAUGGAAGGAAGCUUGGGAGUGAGAAGGGUGGUUUUAGGGAUGAGAAGAACUUCUUUCACCGUCCGGGCUUUGGAGGAGGUGUAGGAGGAGGAGGUGGAGGUGGUUUUGGUGGUGGUGGAGGAGGAGGGUUAGGUGGUGGCUCCGGAGGAGGGUUUGGUGCUGGUGGUGGUGCAGGUGCCGGUGGUGGAGCCGGAGGAGGCUUCGGGGGCGGUGGUGGUGGAGGAUUUGGCGGUGGCGGUGGAGCCGGUGGAGGAGCUGGAUUUGGUGGAGGGUCUGGAUUUGGAGGUGGUGCUGGUGCUGGUGCUGGUGGCGGCCUCGGAGGUGGAGGAGGGUUUGGAGGUGGCGGUGGUGCUGGCGGUGGACUUGGGGGUGGACUUGGCGGUGGCGCCGGAGGUGGAUUUGGCGGAGGAGCUGGUGUCGGAGGUGGAUUUCCUUGAAAAGUUUGCAUGCACACAUACAUGGCUAUUCUUGUUAUCUUUGGCAUUAAUAACAUAAAAUGUAACAUUAAUAUAUGUUUACGUUGAAUAUUGUUGUAGUUUGUUUCGGGCAUUUAUCUGUCAAAUGGAAAUAACUCCUAAAUCGAAUAUUAAUAACUUUUGUUUAAUCA